Molecule: messenger RNA, 2666 nt
Organism: Eucalyptus grandis
Lineage: Eukaryota; Viridiplantae; Streptophyta; Magnoliopsida; Myrtales; Myrtaceae
Product: subtilisin-like protease SBT5.4
Biological process (GO): proteolysis
Molecular function (GO): serine-type endopeptidase activity
Source: RefSeq, a predicted model, not a curated record
AAGAAAGGGAAAUUUUAUAUCCUUUUGCAUAAUCCGCAUUCCACAAUGGUGGUGUUGAUGUGGUCGCGAAGGAAGUUUCACUAUUGUUGCGUCAAGCAAUUUGUUUGCUAACAUAAAAAGGUGAAAGCAGAGAUUUAAAAACAGGCGAAAGCAAAGCAAAACGCUUCAUUUGCACUUCUCGUCUGAAAACAGAGAGCAAUGGAGCUCUCCUUUCGCUCCCAUUUUCUCCUCUCAGUCCUGCUUUUGUGUCUGGUGCAUUCAACCGCCUUCGCCUUGAAAAAGCCUUACAUCGUGUACCUAGGAUCUCAUGCACACGGUCCAGAACCGACCGCAGCAGAAAUUGAAAGUGCCACCAAUUCUCAUUAUGAUUUACUUGGAUCGUACUUGGGAAGCAAUGAGAAGGCUCAGGAGGCAAUUUUCUAUUCAUACACUCAUCACAUCAAUGGUUUUGCUGCAAUUCUCGAUGAGGAUCAAGCGGCAGAAGUUGCGAAGCACCCGGAUGUCUUAUCUGUGUUCCUAAGCAAAGGAAGGAAAUUGCACACAACAAGGUCAUGGCAUUUCUUGGGGCUAGAGAGAAAUGGGGUGAUCCAUAAGAAUUCCAUCUUGAGGAAGGCUAGGUUUGGUGAAGAUACAAUUAUCGGCAACCUUGACACCGGUGUUUGGCCAGAAUCGAAGAGCUUUAGCGAUGAAGGGAUGGGUCCUAUCCCAGGAAAGUGGCGCGGAAUCUGUCAGCGGGGCAUAAAAGAUGGGUUUUCUUGCAACAGGAAGCUGAUCGGAGCGAGGUACUUCAACAAAGGAUAUGCUGCAUAUGCUGCUUUGAACUCCACGUUCUAUACGGCACGGGAUCAUGAUGGUCAUGGGUCCCACACUCUAUCGACAGCCGGAGGAAGCUUGGUCCCGGGAGCAAGUGUUUUUGGCUACGGCAAUGGAACAGCUAAGGGAGGAUCUCCAAAGGCCCGUGUUGUGGCUUACAAAGUGUGCUGGCCUCCGUUGGAAAAUGUCGGCUGCUUUGACGCAGAUGUCUUGGCAGGCUUUGAUGCUGCGAUUAGUGAUGGUGUUGAUGUUCUGUCGGUCUCUUUGGGCGAUGAACCGGCCGAGUUUUUCAUGGAUGGAAUUGUCAUUGGAUCCUUCCACGCAGCUAGGAAUGGGAUUGUGGUGGUUUCUUCCGCCGGCAACUCAGGGCCCCAACCAGGGACAGUGCUUAAUGUUGCUCCGUGGAUGAUCACCGUUGCUGCAAGCACAAUUGACCGGGAAUUCACGACAUACAUUGCUCUUGGAAACAAGCAGCAUCUAAAGGGAUCAAGCCUUUCGGCCAAUGAGUUGCCAUCCAAUAAAUUCUAUCCACUAAUCAGUGGUGCAGAUGCACAGGCUGCAAAUGUGUCGGCCGCAGAAGCUUUGCUCUGCAAGGCUGGAACCCUCGACCGCAAGAAGGUGAAGGGGAAGAUCUUGGCUUGCCUUCUCGUUGAUAACAAGAGAAUCGUCGUGGGUCAGCAAGCUGCGCUUGCAGGUGCUGUUGGGAUGGUUUUGGCUAAUGAUGAAGCGAAUGGAAAUGAUGUUGUUGCUGAUGCUCAUGUUCUUCCCGCUGCUCACAUCUCUUUCGUGGAUGGGAAAGUUCUAUUUGCUUACAUCAACUCCACGGCGUUUCCGAUGGCUUACAUUACUCGUGUGAAGACAAUGUUAAACACGACACCUGCUCCAUUUAUGGCCUCCUUCUCAUCCAGGGGACCAAACAUCGUUGAGCCAGCUAUCCUUAAGCCAGACAUAACAGCACCAGGAUUGAACAUCAUUGCUGCUUAUACACUGGCAGUCGGUCCGGCAGGUCAAGAUUUCGACAAGCGUAAAACGCCUUUCAGUGCAGAGUCAGGCACCUCAAUGUCCUGUCCUCACGUGGCUGGCAUUGUGGGUCUCCUCAAAACCCUCUAUCCAAGUUGGAGUCCUGCCGCGAUACAAUCAGCGAUCAUGACAACUGCAAGAACACGAGACAACAAGCUAGAGCCGAUGCUCGAUGCAUCUUUUGCUAGGGCAACUCCAUUCUCCUACGGUGCUGGACACAUCCGGCCAAAUCGCGCCAUGAACCCUGGUCUUGUGUAUGACUUGACGGCAAACGACUACUUGGACUUCCUAUGCGCCCGAGGCUACAAUGAAUCCCAACUGAGACUAUUCACCAAUGAGACUCACAGAUGCCCUAAACACUUUAAAACAUCGGAUUUGAACUACCCUUCUAUCACUGUCCCAGAUCUCAACGGCACAAUGGUGGUCACAAGAAGGAUGAAGAAUGUGGGGACUCCUGGCACGUAUUCUGCACACAUUAAGGCACCAGCAGGAGUGUCGCUCUCCGUCCAACCACAGAACCUGAAGUUUGAAAAGUGCGGGGAAGAGAAGGAAUUCAAGGUGGUGCUGAAACCUAAAGUUGCUGGCAAGCCCGUUGACUAUGUGUUUGGAAAGUUGAUCUGGUCUGACGGGGUGCAUUACGUGAGGAGUCCUUUGGUUGUGAAGCACCAGUGAACAUGACAACCACUACAAGGAAGACUGUGGCUUGGCAAGCUAAAUAGGAUCUGAUGGUAGCUGGCUCUAGCCUUCAUUUUUCUCUUAGGGGAAUAGGGGUUUUCUCAAAGACAAUGAAAUGGUGUAGCCAUCUUUAAUCUAUCUUAAGCCCUUGAAGUCAA